CACAUUUUGGAGUUUUCUAAAAUUGAAUUCCCUGAUAAAUAGUUGCUCCAUCACCUGAGUAUCUAAAGGCACAGUGCACAAUCGGUACUUCUGGUGCAACGACUGCGGCAAGGUGGUCACGAUGAGUCACUCGAGUGGGUAGACAAUUUCGAUGAUUCCGGUGCGCCCAGCCAUUUUAAACCUUGCUUCAAAAACGUGACAUUUCGUGGCAAUAUUUGUGGCAUCUUUCACUGUGGUAGUCUCGAAGAGGACAUGAGCUGCCAUUUUCUGCCAUUUUCCCUAGAAGCAAUCCAAGAAGUCAUUCAUGGUGAACGUUGGCAGGCAAAAGACCGAUUGACUGCUUGUCUGUUUCCAGGAGCAUCGAUGCCAGCUGUCGCCGGCGAAUACGAAAUGAAGGAGCAGUUGCUGGACAUGGCACCACGUUAUCCUUCUUCUGAUUUCUGUGUGGUCUUGAACAGUGCGGAAUUACAUGACAGUGCAACGUUGUAGGAGACCUACACAUUAAAUCGCCGGUGGGAUUUCUUGUGUCUUGACGCGGCGUGGCUUGCACCACCUCGCUGCGCAGCUGAUGGCAUGGGGUCUUGUAUAUGGUUCAUGCAACAACGCACCAAUUUUUCCUGUAAGGUGUUCUAUGUGUGUAUUUACAUGGCGCAUAUCAUCAGGAUUACAUAACCUCUGCUACCACAAGAGACUGUCGCUCGUGUAGACUUCCUAGUGACUCAGCGUUGACCGUCUCAGUAAAGUUGCCCGGCUGGUAGUUCUAGCCUAGAGGACGGCAGUUUUCCUUCGUCGAUUUGCUAUCGUCAUACAGACAAGUACUUCGUCUGCAUCUCUAUACGGACUAUUCUGACGCAGCACACCUCAAUGAGAAGCUCAGGCAGUAGUAUAUCGUCCUCGAUGCCGGGUGCGGGUGCCACCAAACAGCGAGACAUCUGCUACCCGGUUGAGAAUGGGCUUCAGCCGGUACACGGAAGCAUGGAGGAAUCGCGAAAACCACGAGACAAAGCAAAACGCGUCCAGGUGGAGUUCGUGUAUCUUCGGCAAAAGACCAAUCUCCUCCAGCAGGAGAGAGACAUCCUCCGAUGGCACAGUGGCAACCAUUUCAAGGGGCUGUCGCUCAAGCGCGAUGAGAGCGGGACGCUACUGCAGAGAAUUGCAGACCUUCAAGCAAGCAUCCAAAAAUUGAGACUUGAAAAAGGGCGGGCUACGCGUUUACAAGCAUCUUUGUCUCACCAGGCCUCAAAAAUCGAGCAAGAGAACGAGGAACUUGAAAGAGAGCGACAGGCUGUCGUCCAUGACAUCGAACAAUGGCGUGCCAGGCGAGCUGGUUUUGAAGCUGAAAUCACGCGUGAACGACGCGAGACAGACGAAGAGCGGAGAAAGCGAGGUUCACAAUACCGAUUGCUUCAGUUGGCAAAGAACCGUGGAAAGAAGAUCCAAGCAAGAGCUCACCUUCUGAGCACAAUGGAACUCCGAGCCCGUGAAACCCAGGAGAACUUCGACGCUUAUAAGGCGUAUGGCUACAACAAGCUUGCGCUUCUUCGUUCAUGUUCUGACAACAUGUGACACCUGGUCUCUCUGGAGGGGUUGCAGAGCCCGCAUACCCAUCUUACUGGGACGAUUGUGUCUUCAUUGAGGGCUUUUCAAAGUUGCCUCCUUUUCGCUUCGCAUAUGACCGUACAUUAUAUAUGCUCUGCAUUCUCGCUUCUGGAUAAUCUCAAGCGUUUACAGGGAAACUCGGAGGAAUAAUGCGGCAGCCACAGGCCAAUCUGGUCACUGUUCGGAAACAGCAGUUUUUUUCCGAGGAGCCCAAUUGGAAGGCCAGGGAAACAAUCAGCAGCGUGAGGAGUGAAUUAUGAAUUAAUUUGAAAAGUUGCAUUCGGACAUUCGUGCUUCUCUGCAUGUGACAUGACUGUACACUACCGAAAAUCCUCUCAAAUCUAAUCCAGUGGAUCAACUUUGGUGGGAACCUGCGCACUCCAGCAGGGUUAAAAAGACUUGCUACAGUCCAUGUGGACAAAAACGUGUGAUUCGCUUGUAAGAAAGAACGAAUUGUAGCUCUCAGAAUAGCCAUAACUUGUCGUGGAACUCAGCCUCCAUAACAAGCGUCUGCUCUAAAUGUCCACAGCAUGUGCAUUACGAUGUGAACGUCUAGGCUGCUCGGAGGCACGUAUACUAUUUAUAGGUAUACGAUAUACGCUGGGGCUCUCCCAGCAUCAUCACGUGUCGUUUGCGUGCAGUGACCAGGC
Messenger RNA from Toxoplasma gondii ME49, 2249 nucleotides. RefSeq lists its product as hypothetical. The record is from RefSeq and is a predicted model, not a curated record. Bases 865 to 1566 code for a protein of 233 amino acids. The transcript has 7 exons. NCBI's taxonomy places the organism in Eukaryota, Apicomplexa, Conoidasida, Eucoccidiorida, Sarcocystidae.